This is a messenger RNA of Camellia sinensis, 973 nucleotides long. The record is from RefSeq and is a predicted model, not a curated record. Lineage: Eukaryota; Viridiplantae; Streptophyta; Magnoliopsida; Ericales; Theaceae.
CACACGUGUAUCUUCUUUUUCUUCUUCUUACAUGGCUUUUUCAACCCAAGCUCAAACCCACCUCAACCAAACAAAAUAUGAGACUCCUAACGUUGUUGAUAAUCUUGAGAGAGAACUACAACCACUCACCAUGGAACCCCUCGAGCUUGAGGUCGUCGAUUACUCGAAGCGAGCCCAGUGGCUCCGAGCCGCCGUAUUAGGUGCAAAUGAUGGGCUGCUCUCCACCGCAUCGUUAAUGAUGGGUGUCGGAGCGGUCCGAAAAGAUGUCAAGACAAUGAUCCUCACUGGGAUAGCCGGAACAGUGGGCGGAGCUUGUAGCAUGGCGAUCGGAGAGUUUGUCUCGGUGUACUCGCAGUACGAUAUAGAGAUGAGUCAGAUAAAGAGAUGGGGUGGGGAGAGAGAGAUGAGUGGAAGUGAAAUUGAGGAGAUGAAGAAGCACUUGCCGAGUCCAUUGGCGGCAGCAGUGGCGUCAGCGGCGGCAUUCGUGGUGGGGGCGGUGGUGCCGCUGUUGGCAGCAGCGUUUAUGAAGGAUUAUUGGGUUAGGGUUGGGGUGGUGGUGGCGGCAGUGAGUUUAGCACUGCUAGGGUUUGGAGGGUUGAGUGCAGUGCUUGGGAGGGCACCUGUGGUGAAAUCUUCACUUAGGAUUUUGGUUGGAGGGUGGUUGGCCAUGGGGAUCACUUUUGGCUUAACCAAGUUGAUUGGUUCUACUGGAAUUUAAAUUUUGAGUAGUAGAAAAAAAAAAAGAUAUUUGAAAAUUAGUAUAAAUCAGAUGUAUUUUGUGUGAAAUUGAAUUUGUAUUAUAUACUUAUUUUCUUGGUAUGUAAUUUUCAUUUUUUUUUUUUUUUGUGUGUUUAUUUUGUCUUUAUUUUGUCUUUUUGGCAAGUAAGAUUAUAUCUUCUUGUUGUGAAGGUUCAUAAAAAAGGGCUAGCUUGGAAAAGAAGCAAGGUGUAGAUCUAGAGCAAAGGAAGGAGUU